Talaromyces proteolyticus is the source of this 997-nucleotide messenger RNA. RefSeq names its product putative proline iminopeptidase. The transcript is spliced from 7 exons. The record is from RefSeq and is a predicted model, not a curated record. Gene Ontology annotation, cellular component: mitochondrion. The coding region runs from base 34 to 885 and encodes 283 amino acids. NCBI's taxonomy places the organism in Eukaryota, Fungi, Ascomycota, Eurotiomycetes, Eurotiales, Trichocomaceae.
CUCUCGAUCAUUCAGUCCACUGAACAACUCAACAUGCUCUCAUCGACGCCACUAAGAGGUGCGGUACGGCAAUGCUGGAGUCGCCAGAGAAGGACCUUCUCUGCUUCAAAUUUCCAGCAAGUAGAAUUGUCAUAUCAACGAAUUGAACCGCCCUCGUCAAACGGACAGCCCAGUGGACAACCUAUCAUUUUUAUGCAUGGCUUGUUUGGUUCAAAAAGAAACAAUCGAAGUAUAAGCAAAGCUCUGGCACGCGACUUGAACCGGGACAUCUAUAUUGUUGAUCUUCGGAAUCACGGCGACACGGGCCAUGCUCAAGAGCAUACGUAUGAUUCCCUUGCAGAAGAUGUCGCGGGCUUCGUCAGACAGCAUCGUCUUGGGAAGACCGUUCUAAUUGGCCAUUCGAUGGGCGCAAAAACAGCUAUGACUUUGGCAUUACGAUCACCCGAAACCAUCGCAGGCUUAAUUCCCGGCAUGAAAGAAAUCGAGGCUGCCGGUGUGACCAAGCAGAGCGAGGCUGAUGAGAUCCUGGCUAAAUAUGAAUCUGCCCUCCCAAUCCGCCAGUUCCUCCUAACAAAUCUGAUUCGCGACCCUGAGAGUGCCAACCACGCGCUCAAGUUCCGUGUCCCCCUAGAUAUCUUGGGAUCGGCUCUUGAUGAUAUGGCCUUUUUCCCUUUCAGUGAUGGUGUCACGUAUAAUGGGCCGACUCUGUUCAUCCGCGGGCUUCACAGUACAUAUGUGAGCGACAAGACUGUUCCUGCUAUCAAGAAGUUCUUUCCGAAUGCGCAGAUUGCCGAUAUUGAGUCGGGACACUGGGUCAUUUCAGAAAAGCCGGAAGAGUUCCGACAAGCGGUGCUCAGCUUCUUCAAAGAAAACGAGGUGGAAUAGACGGGAGAAACAUAUACCCGACAGAUAGACAUAUAGAUAGAUAUAGACUUUGUAAUAUAAGAUAUUAGUUACCAUACCGCCUGCUGGCGUUGGCGAAGACCACCGUCGGGGC